Molecule: messenger RNA, 1155 nt
Organism: Sungouiella intermedia
Lineage: Eukaryota; Fungi; Ascomycota; Pichiomycetes; Serinales; Metschnikowiaceae
Source: the annotation of a GenBank genome assembly
AUGGGAAAGCAAUAUAUUUCUACAGUAUCUGCGGCCCAGGCCCAUAAACUGGAUAUACUGGGUGUGGCAAUGACAGGGAAAUAUACUAUCACUGUUUCGUCGGAUGGAUAUGCUGCAUUCUGGGAUAAUAAGAAGGAUGAGGUUCACCAACCUCUGGAAUUCGUUACUCACAAGUUAAUCAAAGAUAUUGGCAUCCACCACGUCGCUGUCUUUGAAACUGUUCCCACUGGGCUGACUACAAAGCUCGUGGUGUUGGCAUUUGGCUGUUUUGAUGGCUCGAUCGUAUUUUACUACUAUAGGAAUGACGACCUUGAAACCUUCAGCUUGAUAGACACCGGAAAGGUUUUUAGUGAUGGUUUCUGGUCCCCAGGGUUCUACAAGGAUCCCGAAUCAGUUCAGAACCUUUUUGUGGUAACUAAAGCAAAUGGUUCGACGGCAGUUUACUCGUUGUCUCUUAACCUGGAGGACUUGUCUAUUGAGGUUGCAGACCUUAUUGGUACACUCAAUGCCAGCAGUAUCACGUCAUUUCCAAACUCUCUAGGCAUAUCACUCACAUCAGAAGCGUUGUGUGCGGUGGGGUACAGCUCGGGAGAUGUGGUGGUGUUCAAUUUGAAGAGUUUGAAGCAAGAAUUCACCUUCCACUCAACUGAUUUACAGGUCGAAGAGGGCCAAGGCUCCUCAUCCAUCCCACGUGUUGUGGAGUUCUCUCCUUGUGGAACCCUACUUGCUGUUAGUAGAGACAACCAGUCAGCUGGAUCCAUCACGCUCUAUGAUGUCAAGUAUGGUGAGAAUGUCGGAUCGUUGACUACGCUGUCGCACUCUGCAAAGACCAACAUUGGCGGAUUUGCUCACGAAGGAUGGAUUAUGGGAUUGAGCUUUAAUGAAGAUGGAAGUCUAUUGGCCAGCUGUGGUUUCGAUAAAUGUGUUAGGGUGUGGAAUAUGGAACUGAGAGAGCGUGAGGCAACUUUGGUGAUUAACAUCACCGACUUGGAAGAUACUACGCAAGAUGAAGAGGCAGACGCAAGUGUCUGUAGUGGCGUGGCUUUUAUCAAGAAGGGCGUACGUGGAGGUGCCGGUGGAGACUCCAACGAAGGUUUGUGUGUGGUGAGUUUUGACAGAGGUGUGAGAUGGUACAGAGAAGCUGGAGGUAUAUAG